UGCUCAAGGACGUUUUGGGUUUUGUUAGGCGAAACAGCGAUCCAGAACAGCACCAAGAAGGAGAACAUCGAUCAGAUACAGGCGGCCCACAAGAAGUACAAAGAAAUGUGCGAGGCUCUGGCCGAACGGUUGCUGGACUUGCAUUGCAGACUCUUGUCUUUGUACAUUCUCCAAGACGCCGAAUGUCUGGAUUGGGAGAACGAAAAGCCCUUUUCGGAAUCCGAAAGGGGGUCUUACAUCAUCCAGAUGUGGUGGCUGUACAUGCAAGGAACCAAAGAAGAUUUGUGGAACACUGUACCGCCUAGCAUGGCCCAGAGGGUCUUUUCGGGUAUGCUGAAUGAAUCUUUGACAAUUCUGACAAUUCGCUACACGCAGAGUCUACCGUCAGAGGCGAGAUGUCGACUUAUGGUAGUGGACAUCAGCAACUUGUUGCUUUGUAUCGCCCAAUUGCUGCCUGCCAUCUGUGAAUCGGCCAAGGAACUCAUUGGAUUUUCCUACAAUACCAGCAGCAAGAUUCUGAGAGACAUACACACCAAAUGUCAGGAACUACUCAGCUGUCUUUUGCUAAGGGGCGCCCAACUCGAAGAUCUGUACAAAAUUUUCAAGAAAGGACUAGAUAACGUGGAAAUGUUCAAAUCCAGAGGUACUGGAGUGGCUCCCUGGAUACUAUUUGCUCUGCCAGAUGUUUUCCAGACAUGUGAUUCGCGAGCAGUUUCCAAAAUGGAUGAUUUGACGCCACAAGCGUCCAUAGCCUUGGAACUAAUGGUUCUCCUGGCUCAACCACAACCUAACUGGGCUCUUCUAUUGAAGGUCCUCUGCAUGAAGAAAUGUCUUGUCCUGCAAGCAAUCCUCCGCUCCACUUCGGCCAACCUGUCUCGGCCCAUGCACCGCCUCCCUCCGCAGGAAUCCGACUGCGGCGCCUUCCUGUGCCGCGCCGAUGGCUCUUGCAGGGCCGUCGCGACGUCCUCGGCGUCUCUCAACGACGCCAACUUCUACGACUUGGUGGCGUCGGCUUCGGAGGUGGUUUUGUCGGUGGGGAACGAAGAGGAUUUGGCGAGGGUGCUGAUGCCUGUGGUGGCCGGUGAAGCGGAUUGGGCUGGUAUUUUCGACAGGAGGAAUGUUUGGAACCAGAUCCGCCCGCCGUGGUACGAAGCUGUCCUGAACCUCGCCGCCCCCCUGAUACCGACAACCGCCGACGCGGUCGUCAACGCAGUCCUAACUGGUGCCACCAUGUACCAGGCCAUGUCGCUGGUGCUGGCCUGCUUCGGCCACUUCUGGGCCGGCGUCCAUCCCAAUCUGGCUACCGUCGCGACGCUCGUCCAAGAGCGGUUGCGGACAGACGUCGUGCCGCUGAACGGUUCGUGUUUGCUGCAGGUUAUGGUCGGGGCGUUGUACGGGUAUUUGUUGAGGAGGUCCGAGGAGGUUAGGAAGGAGGUGAAGUUUCAGGAUGAAGGGCAGUCUGUGGCGAGAGACAGAAGGCAAUUGAGUCGUCCCGAAGACGUGUCUCUGGCAGUGGCCGAAUGUCUGUGCAGCAUCGACGAAGACAACAAACACACCGAUCAGAUCGACGAGUUUCUCGAAAUUGUUUCGAAAUCACAGAGGAGAGAAAAAGGCAGGGAUGGCCAAGAUGGCGGGUCCUCGAGGGUGGAGUCCGAUCAGAAGAUGUGCGAGGUGCUCGCCAGCGACAUUCUCAUGUCGAACACAGGGAAAAGGAGCUUGAAGAUCCUUCACCACUUCAUCAAAUGCAACGACCAAUGGUUGUAUCACCAAUUGGGUCUUGGCAAACAGACGGAAGAGGUAGUUCCAACUAGAGCCAUGGUGCUACGUCAACCUUUGCUUCACACCAUGUUUCAUAUCGGCUACAGACCUUUCGAUCAGGUCCUUUCUGGAGAAUGGGUCCCGAACUGGUUGAACCUCCUACAAAUCCCGAUGGGACUGCACCCUGACAGAGUGUGGAAACAGAUUUCAUCGAGAUGGGAUUUCAGAAACCCCACCAGUUCUGCUCAGAACGUACACAUCAUCAACUCUAUAUCCAACAUUCUCAAACAAUAAUUUAUCAGCAAACAUCAAACUUCUGGCCGCGUUCUAGGCCAGUGAAUGAUAGUUCGGCAGAUUGCUGGCCAUGGCCAAGCUGCACUGGUCAAACGUCGACCCAUUGUAUGGCAUAUUGGAUUUGUUUGCCUGUAAUUCAGCCGGCACUGGUCCAAUAGUGUCAAUUCGUAUUAUGUUUUUACUUACGCCAUACAAUCGUCUACCCAUUAUAUGGCGUAUUCAAAUUGUUCAACUUCAAUCUGACCGGCACCGUGCUAAUUGAAUAGUACGAUUAUAUUUUAGUUUCAAUUAAAAAAAAUCAGACCUUCGAAAGGUUGCUUGUUUCAGCAGAGAAUAUGUUUCUAUGAAACGAGUUCUACAUUAUAAUUUUCAUAGCCUUAUUGGGAUGCUUAUCCUGGUUCAUUUUUCGUAUAUUUAGUAGUAGAGUAGAACAUACGGUAUAUUAUUAAUUUCGAACCAUAUGAGGGUAAUAUCAACAUGAAGGUAACCAGAUCAUUCGUUGACAUGGAACUAUGAAAACUGACCAAGGAA
Phaedon cochleariae (mustard beetle) is the source of this 2583-nucleotide messenger RNA. The record is from the annotation of a GenBank genome assembly. NCBI's taxonomy places the organism in Eukaryota, Metazoa, Arthropoda, Insecta, Coleoptera, Chrysomelidae.